AUGCGAUUCUUCAAACGUAAACGAUGCAAGAAAAUCUUGCAAGGGUUCUCAUUGGUGUUAUGCCAUGGACCGCUAGCAUCUUCUGAGGUUGGUGGAAACAGUCGUAACGAUGAAGAACAUAACUCUUCAUUCCCAAAUCGUGAAGCAGCUCCAUCAAACCCAAAUCUCAGAGGCGGUUCAUCCCAAGACAUUUUCAGCUCAUUCGUUCCGGUAGAAUUAAGUAUCAAAUUCCGAAAUCUCCAAGACGCGUCCCGGACACCCAAUGUCACUCCACCCUCAAAUACAUUCUCGACAUUCAAGCCAGAUGCACCUCAGACAUCCAACCCAAAUCUCGGAGGCCGAAACAUGUUCGUCAGCUCAAACGCCUCCCGGACACCCAAUCAAGACGGCUCCGGCACUCCACCCUCAAGUACAUCCACGACAUUCAAGCCAGAUGCACCUCAGACAUCCAACCCAAAUCUCGGAGGCCGAAACAUGUUCGUCAGCUCAAACGCGUCCCGGCCACUCAAUCAAGACGGCUUCAGCACUCCACCCUCAAGUACAUCCACGACAUUCAAGCCAGAUGCACCUCAGACAUCCAACCCAAAUCUCGGAGGCCGAAACAUGUUCGUCAGCUCAAACGCCUCCCGGACACCCAAUCAAGACGGCUCCGGCCCUCCACCCUCAAAUGCAUUCAUGUCGACUCCUCAAAACCCCAUCGCAUCCAAGCAAUCCAAUUCAAAUCUUAAGGGAGGUUCAUUCGGGAAUGCGUGUACCAGCUUACAUCGUCAACCAAAAAAUCAGCGAGUGACUUCUUUAGAGCUCGACAAGCUCGAUAAACUUUUGUCGGAUCUCAGUUCCUACUCCUCGACACCAUCUGAUGCAAGUUCCCCUGGAUUUCCUCCCAUGUCCUCAACCACUAAGGUUCCAUCUGCAUCAGGGACCCCCGCACCCGGUCAAGCCGCGUCUUCAACCCCUAAGGUCCCAUCUGCAUCAGGGACCCCCGCACCCGGUCAAGCCGCGUCUUCAACCCCUAAGGUCCCAUCUGCAUCAGGGACCCCCGCACCCGGUCAAGCCGCGUCUUCAACCCCUAAGGUCCCAUCUGCAUCAGGGACCCCCGCACCCGGUCAAGCCGCGUCUUCAACCCCUAAGGUUGCAUCCUAUUCAAGGACCCGCGCACCCGGUCAAGCCGCGUCCUUAACCCCUAAGGUUGCAUCUGAUUCAACUACCCCCGCGCCCGGUCAAGCCGCGUCCUUAACCCCUAAGACAAGGACCCCCGCGCCCGGUCAAGCCGCGUCCUUAACCCCUAAGACAAGGACCCCCGCGCCCGGUCAAGCCGCGUCCUCUGAGGAUCAACCCAGUCGAGAAGGUCUAGAGAUUUCCUCGUCCACCGUACCUAUCGUCCCUAGUGGUACACUCGUUCCUAUCGUCCACCACAAUCCGGCAGGGGGGCCAGAAAGGAUUGAAGCCAACGGCAGUGUCGAGGAGAGAAUUGUAGUUUCUUCAACAUCUACACCCGCAUCUCAAACCUUAUCCACCAGGCGUGGAGAUGAUAGAAAUCAACGGAUUGGUUGUCGCGUCCUGCUGCGUCGGAGCUUCUUGAUUGGCUUCACUGCUGCCCUUGCCUGUUUUGUUGCUUUGUUGUUGGUCGUAGGUUCAACGAAACCAUCUCCGUCAUAA
This is a messenger RNA of Condylostylus longicornis, 1659 nucleotides long. RefSeq names its product mucin-2-like. Lineage: Eukaryota; Metazoa; Arthropoda; Insecta; Diptera; Dolichopodidae. The transcript has a single exon. The record is from RefSeq and is a predicted model, not a curated record. The coding region runs from base 1 to 1659 and encodes 552 amino acids.